Messenger RNA from Molossus molossus (Pallas's mastiff bat), 3374 nucleotides. It is a transcript of the gene ST18, whose product is annotated as ST18 C2H2C-type zinc finger transcription factor. The record is from RefSeq and is a predicted model, not a curated record. The transcript has 24 exons. Gene Ontology annotation, biological process: regulation of transcription by RNA polymerase II. Gene Ontology annotation, cellular component: nucleus. Bases 306 to 3374 code for a protein of 1022 amino acids. Gene Ontology annotation, molecular function: zinc ion binding; DNA-binding transcription factor activity, RNA polymerase II-specific; RNA polymerase II cis-regulatory region sequence-specific DNA binding. Lineage: Eukaryota; Metazoa; Chordata; Mammalia; Chiroptera; Molossidae.
GUAGCAAUGAAAACUGUCCAGUUCAAAUCCAAUGGAUAUUAUUGAAGGAACCACAGUUGCGGACUGGAGUUGAAGAAGCAUCUGCUUAAUGUUUGAUCAAAGCUUACAAGUAAUAGAGAAAUCUAUGGUUAAUCUGCUGGUCACCUCCAUCCACUGCGAAGGGUAAAAAAACACAGGCGAGAGAAAUCUUCUGCAAGGAAGAAUGAAUUUUAGAAUUUCUCACUGAAGUGGGCAGAGACAUUUAGUCAUUGAAAAGAAGCAGGUCAAACUGCAUUGGUAUACAAGUUACCUGGAGAAAAAGAGAGAUGGAUGCAGAGGCUGAAGACAAAACGCUGCGUACCCGCUCUAAAGGAACAAAGGCAGUGCCAAUGAAUUCUCUAAUCCAGGAGCUCAGUGCUGCAUACGAUUGCUCCAUGACGAAGAAGAGGAGAACUGAAGAGCAGGCCUCGGGUGUCCCUGUCAACAAGAGAAAGUCCCUGUUGAUGAAGCCCAGGCACUACAGCCCACACAUGAACGGCACGGAAGGGCAGGACGCCAGGCCCCAGGCCAGGGAAGACGAUGGCUUCGUGGAGACCAAUGCUCAGACUACCACAGAAGAAACCAUGAUAAAACCUAUGGAUGAGAGUCUUCAUUCAACAGCACAGGAAAACUCCAAUGGGAAGGAAGACAGAUACGACUGUUACCAAGAGUUUGUGGUCAAAUCUUUAAUGCACUUGGGGAAAUUAGAAAAAAAUGCACCUGUUCAGACUAUAAAUGAAAACUUAAAUGACAGUGGCAUCCAGUCUCUAAAAGCGGAGAGUGAUGAAGUGGAUGAGUGCUUUAUGAUUCAUUCCGAUGAUGGGAAAGACAAAAUCAACGACUCCCAGCUAAGAUUCUCUUCCUCCGACGACAAUGAGAGUAACCCUGAAAGUGCAGAGAAUGGUUGGGACAGUGGCUCCAACUUCUCAGAAGAAACCAAACCAUAUAGAGUCCCAAAGUGUGAUUCUGAAACACAGGGGAGAGACCCACAGAGUGCUCACACAGAACCACUGGAUGGCAAAGCCCAGGCCUCGUUCCCUGGGGCUGAGGAAGACGAUAACCGGUGCCUGGCAGUGAUGACAGAAGAGUCUGUGGACCUGGAGAAGACGAAGGGAAACUUGAGUUUGCUGGAGCAGGCCAUUGCUCUGCAGGCCGAGCCCGGCUGUGUGUUCCAUAACACCUACAAGGAGCUGGACAGGUUUCUGCUGGAGCACCUAGCAGGGGAAAGGAGACAAACCAAAGUUAUUGACAUGGGUGGAAGACAAAUCUUUAACAAUAAACAUUCACCGAAGCCCGAGAAGAGGGAGACCAAAUGCCCCAUCCCUGGGUGUGAUGGCUCAGGACAUGUGACAGGCCUCUACCCCCACCACCGCAGCCUUUCAGGGUGCCCCCACAAAGUGCGGGUUCCCCUCGAAAUUCUUGCCAUGCAUGAAAAUGUGCUCAAGUGUCCUACUCCAGGAUGCACAGGAAGAGGACAUGUGAACAGCAAUCGAAAUACCCACAGGAGUCUUUCAGGUUGUCCAAUUGCUGCAGCUGAAAAAUUGGCAAUGUCCCAGGACAAAAAUCAGCUUGAUUCUUCCCAAACUGGACAGUGCUCUGACCAGGUACACAGGACAAGCUUGGUGAAGCAAAUAGAAUUCAAUUUCCGAUCACAAGCCAUCCCCUCUCCCAGAGCCACAGCUUCAAAAGAACAAGAGAAAUUUGGAAAGGUACCAUUUGAUUAUGCCAGCUUCGAUGCACAGGUUUUCGGUAAACGCCCCCUCAUACAAACAGGUCAAGGACAAAAAACACCACCAUUUCUUGAACCGAAGCAUUUUUCAAAUCCAGGGAAAUUUCCUAAUCGACUGCCUAGUGCAGGCGCCCACACACAGAGCCCUUGCAGUGCCAGCUCUUAUAGCUACGGUCAAUGUAGUGAAGACACCCACAUAGCAGCAGCUGCUGCCAUCCUGAACCUUUCCACCCGCUGCAGGGAAGCUGCAGACAUCCUCUCCAACAAACCACAGAGCCUGUAUGCCAAGGGAGCCGAGAUAGAAGUGGAUGAAAAUGGCACAUUGGACUUAAGCAUGAAAAAAAAUCGAAUCCCGGACAAAGCUGCACCCCUAACUUCCUCUAACACUUCUAUUCCAACUCCUUCAUCUUCCCCAUUCAAAACAAGCAGCAUUUUGGUCAAUGCAGCGUUCUAUCAGGCUCUCUGUGACCAAGAGGGUUGGGAUGCUCCAAUCAACUAUAGCAAAACUCAUGGGAAGACAGAGGAGGAGAAAGAGAAAGACCCAGUGAACUCUCUAGAAAAUGUAGAGGAAAAAAAGUUUCCUGGAGAGUCCUCCAUGCCAAGCCCUAAACCCAAGCUCCAUGCAAGAGAUCUCAAAAAAGAACUAAUCACCUGUCCAACGCCAGGAUGUGACGGAAGUGGCCACGUCACAGGAAACUAUGCAUCCCAUCGCAGUGUUUCUGGAUGUCCUUUAGCAGAUAAGACUCUUAAAUCCCUCAUGGCUGCUAACUCUCAGGAGCUUAAGUGUCCAACCCCAGGUUGUGAUGGUUCAGGGCACGUGACUGGAAACUAUGCUUCCCACAGAAGUUUGUCCGGCUGCCCUCGUGCCAGGAAAGGUGGUGUCAGAAUGACAGCUACGAAGGAAGAAAAAGAAGACCCUGAACUCAAAUGUCCUGUGAUAGGGUGUGACGGCCAAGGUCACAUAUCAGGUAAAUACACAUCCCAUCGCACAGCUUCUGGCUGUCCCCUGGCUGCCAAGAGACAGAAGGAGAAUCCUCUCAAUGGGGCCCCCCUCUCCUGGAAGCUGAACAAACAAGAGCUACCACACUGUCCCUUGCCAGGCUGCAAUGGGCUGGGCCAUGUAAAUAAUGUUUUUGUCACCCACCGAAGCUUAUCUGGCUGUCCUUUAAAUGCACAAGCUAUCAAAAAGGGCAAGGUCUCAGAAGAACUAAUGACCAUCAAGCUCAAAGCAACUGGAGGUAUAGAGAGUGAUGAAGAAAUUAGGCAUUUGGAUGAAGAAAUAAAGGAACUUAAUGAAUCCAACCUUAAAAUUGAAGCAGAUAUGAUGAAACUUCAGACGCAGAUCACAUCUAUGGAGAGUAAUUUAAAGACAAUAGAAGCAGAGAACAAACUUAUUGAACAGAAUAAUGAAAGCCUGCUAAAGGAGCUGGCAGGUCUAAGCCAAGCUCUCAUUUCAAGCCUUGCCGACAUCCAGCUCCCACAGAUGGGGCCUAUCAGUGAGCAGAAUUUUGAAGCAUAUGUAAAUACACUCACAGAUAUGUACAGCAACCUGGAACGGGACUAUUCCCCAGAAUGCAAAGCUCUGCUAGAAAGUAUCAAACAGGCAGUGAAAGGCAUCCACGUGUAG